UUAUCUGUAAGCAUUUGCUGCCGGUGUCAUUAAUCGCAGGACGGAGCCUCUUGAGGAUUAUCAGUGUCUCAGAGCGACCACAGUGGCACGUUUCCUCUAAGCCACAGUAUAAAUGUCGAAACUUUCCUGGACUUUUGCACAUCUUGACCGGAGUCGGUAUAGUUGAACCGACAAACCAAAGACGUCUUUGGUUGAGCGGUAAAGGCGGCUUCGAAAUGAAGUUGCACUCCGCUUUGGUACUGCUGACCAUCGCAGCUGCCUGCUAUGCUCAGGGUAAUUCACCCAUUAUUGGACUGAGCGGAGAUGGCACGCGUCAUGGCGUCGUGGUACUACACGCCAGCUACGGGGCAGCACAUGAAGUGGAGGUGACGCGUUACCACGUCAACACCCUGAUCCAGACGCGCUUAGCGCACACCGUCAUUGAAAGCGAGCUCAGGAACAAUGCACUUGAUGAUAAGAAAAUUACUGUCCCCUUCGCCAUCCCUAGUAAUGCCAUGCUCGUCAAUUUUGAAAUCAUAAGUGAUGGCAAGGUUCACCAAGCGAGACCAAUUCUUAAGGACUCCCUGCAGAUUGAUUCUACAUCAUCCAGUGCAACUAUUACUGCUCGUGAUGCCGAGGCAUUUGACGUUGACCUGGAGCUGGCGUCCGGUGGAACAGUGCUGCUUCGCUUGGAGUACGAGGAGCUUCUCAUUAGACACCUUGGUCGCUACAAGAACGUACAACAAGUUUGGCCAGGAAAGGUUGUCUCGGACCUGAAAGUCAGCGUUCGGAUUAAUGAAGCUUCAUCUAUUUUGGCGCCUGUCAACCACACCGUCACUACUGAAUCAGCUACCGGCACUGUGACUACACUUAGCAAUCUCAAUGUGAAGAAAGUGCAGAAUACCAGAGACGUCGAGCUGACUUUUCAGCCUUCCGAAGCCGAACAAGAACUCCUGGCUAAGCAGCUUGGGCUCGGCGCCGAAGCAGGCUUUGCCGGCCAGUUUAACGUCGAGUAUGAAGUGGACCGGUACCCUACUGCCGGAGACAUUGUGGUACGAGAUGGCUACUUUGCGCAUUUCUUUGCACCAACCAAUCUCACUUCAUUGCCAAAGUACGCCCUAUUCCUGUUGGACGUCAGCGGUUCAAUGCAAGGACGAAAGAUAGAGCAGCUCCGAGAUGCAAUGCAAACCAUCCUCGGUGAACUUGGCCCGGAAGAUCAAUUUACGGUCAUCGAAUUUUCUAAUGCGAAUAAUAUGUGGGACCUCGGCGUACCUUCAGUUGGAUCAACUUGUAAAGUGUACUCCGCCCAGUAUAUCAAGGAGGCUCAACAAAAAGCUGCGGCGAUGUCUGCAAACGGAGGUACGGCCCUGCUUGGUGGUAUGCAGCAAGCUUUGGCAUGUGCUGCUGAUGGCCCUCCUGGACUGGAACCUAUACUGUUGGUCCUGACCGAUGGUCAACCAGACGAGCCAGUAACUACGAUCAUUGACGAUUCAAAUACCCGUAACAG
Messenger RNA from Frankliniella occidentalis (western flower thrips), 1486 nucleotides. RefSeq names its product inter-alpha-trypsin inhibitor heavy chain H4. The record is from RefSeq and is a predicted model, not a curated record. Lineage: Eukaryota; Metazoa; Arthropoda; Insecta; Thysanoptera; Thripidae.